CCUUAGUAGUAUGCGGUUGCGCGUCAGGGUCGGAAGGCCCGGGCCCAGUCACCUCCUCCUCCGUCCGUCCGGUCGCCGCUGCAUUUUCCGCCACCGCCGCCGCCGCCUCCUCUCCUCUGCCACCGAAGUCGUACGAGCUCGGCUUCGCGUUCUGCCGCGCCGCAAGUUCACCAUCCUGGUCUUGCUCAAAACCUCUGCAAGGUUGGGGAUUACUGAUGGCAGCCAUCCUGCCAAGAACCGCGCUGCUGCUGCGGACGCCGCGCGGCGCCGGCCGGCUCGCGCGGUUCCUUGGAGCCGGCGUGCCCACCGCUUCAUCCGAUGCUGGGACGGCGGCCUCGGCGGCGGAGGAGUUCGUGCCGUGGCGCAACGGCGGCGGCGUUCUGCACCGGGCGGCGUCCGUUGACCCCACCGCGGUGGUGGAGGCCGGCGCCGUCGUGCACUCCGGCGCUGUGAUUGGCAAGGAGGUGGUCGUCGGGUCCGGGACCGUGGUCGGGCCUUCGGUGUCCGUGCGGCAGUCCACCAGGAUCGGGUACAAUGUUGUCUUGAGCAACUGCUCGGUGGGCGAGUUCUGCACUAUCCACAAUGGCGCCUGCAUCGGUCAAGAUGGUUUUGGUUUCUUUGUGGACCAGGAUGGACAGGUCAAGAAAAAACCACAGGAGCUUUAUGCAAGAAUUGGAGACAAUGUGGAAAUUGGUGCAAAUACAUGCAUUGACAGAGGCAGUUGGAGAGACACAAUGAUUGGAGAUGACACCAAGAUUGAUAAUCUGGUUCAGAUAGGUCACAAUGUGGUGAUAGGAAAGUGCUGCAUGAUUUGUGGACAAGUAGGGAUCGCAGGUUCUGCAACGUUGGGUGACUACGUAGUAUUAGGUGGUAGGGUGGCCAUCCGGGAUCAUGUCUCCAUUGCUUCAAAGGUUAGACUUGCUGCAAAUAGUUUAGCGACAAAGGACAUUCAGGAGCCCGGUGACUAAGCAUUUCAUUUUCAGCAUUCUACUAUGGAGGCUAUUUGAUUUUGUGGAGCUGCAGCGAUGAAACUUCAAUAUAUAGUGCAACAACCUAUCGUUGAAGUAUUUAGGGCAUGUCUGGUUGGCAUCCAUAGUUUGCCACACUUUUCUGCCAUAAGUGUGGCAGGUGUUUGGUUGUAGCCACAGUUGUGGCUUGCCACAUUUCAUUGAUCACAUACCUCACUUGUCAUAGACUUAGUUGCUAGCUAACUUUUGUCACAAGUGUGCAGGGCAACUAAGGGCGUGUUUGGGUUGGAGCCAAGAGCAGCCCAGCCAAAAAGUUGGUCGUUGAUGACCAAGAAAUUGGCUCGCCCUGGCCGCCUUUGCUUUGCCAGUUCAGUUUUUCGCCAACUCGCGGGCGAGUUGUGGGCGGCAGAAUACUGUUCUUUUUUUUUGCAGAGUGAUGAACAAAGUUUAAUGAAAAAUAAGUAUAUUACCAUGUAUAUACUCCUCCAUUGACUAGAAAUGAAAGAUGCUUGCUCCCCGCCUGA
Triticum aestivum (bread wheat) is the source of this 1492-nucleotide messenger RNA. RefSeq names its product probable UDP-3-O-acylglucosamine N-acyltransferase 2, mitochondrial. Bases 216 to 968 code for a protein of 250 amino acids. Gene Ontology annotation, biological process: lipid A biosynthetic process. The transcript is spliced from 10 exons. The record is from RefSeq and is a predicted model, not a curated record. NCBI's taxonomy places the organism in Eukaryota, Viridiplantae, Streptophyta, Magnoliopsida, Poales, Poaceae.